Molecule: messenger RNA, 381 nt
Organism: Gongylonema pulchrum
Lineage: Eukaryota; Metazoa; Nematoda; Chromadorea; Rhabditida; Gongylonematidae
Source: the annotation of a GenBank genome assembly
GAUGAAGUUGAAAUGGCGGCGGAGCCUCUGAGUCCUGAUGGCUAUCUGGCCCCGACUCGAGAUGCCUCACGUGUUGUACAAAUGUAUAAGGCCCAGCUAGAUUCACAGUGGUCCAUGCAAGUGGAUGAGGAGCGGCGAAAAGAAAGCAACAUGUUGACAACAGGCGAUCUCAUUUCUUUCGGGUAUCAGUGCAUUCAUCGAGACAUCGCAGCUCGAAAUAUACUGGUGACAGGUCAGCGAGCGAUACGAAUAGCGGACUUCGGUCUUGCGCGAAAGGACACAACAAUAUAUCACAUCCGAAACAGCCAGAGUGUACCACUGCCGUUGAAGUGGAUGGCGCUGGAAUCAAUCAUUCAUUCCGAUUUCACUGAACAGGCUUAG